Messenger RNA from Impatiens glandulifera, 873 nucleotides. RefSeq names its product zinc finger A20 and AN1 domain-containing stress-associated protein 8-like. The coding region runs from base 74 to 595 and encodes 173 amino acids. The record is from RefSeq and is a predicted model, not a curated record. Gene Ontology annotation, molecular function: DNA binding; zinc ion binding. The transcript has 2 exons. Lineage: Eukaryota; Viridiplantae; Streptophyta; Magnoliopsida; Ericales; Balsaminaceae.
CUCUGGAUCUCUCUCUCUCUCUCUUUCUUAUUGAGAACGCUUUUAGACACAAUUUCUAUUCCUCCGAUUCUCGAUGGAAUCUUCGAAAGAAACAGGCUGUCAAACACCAAAAGGCCAAAAUCUUUGCAUAAAGAAUUGUGGGUUUUUCGGUAGCGCAACUACCAUGAACAUGUGUUCAAAGUGUCACCAAGAUAAGAUGAUCUUGAAGGAACAGCAGGCCAAGCUUGCAGCUUCUUCCAUCGUGAAUGGUGAUGGUUCAUCGAGCAGAAGCAGCAGCAGAAACAAGCAAGUCUUAUUGAGCAAGGAUGUUUUGGAUAUGAAGAAAGUCAAACCAGAGGAAAAAAAGAAGGCUGAUGUUGUUGAUAAGAAAGCAGAUGUGAAAGUGAAAGUAGUAGUGGAGGGACCUAAUCGAUGCAGCACUUGUCACAAGCGUGUGGGUUUAACCGGUUUCAACUGCAAGUGUGGUGACCUGUUCUGUUCGGUUCAUCGAUACUCCGACAUGCACGACUGUCCUUAUGAUUACAGAACAGUAGGUCGAAAUGCCAUUGCUAAGGCUAACCCGGUUGUUAAGGCAGAAAAGCUUCAUAAGAUUUAAUAAUAAUAGUAAUAGAUAAAAUGAAGACACCUGUAAUAUUGUUGCUAAGUCUUCCUUUACUAGGUAUUAUUUGUCAUAAAUGACAAUAGAACAAGGUUGAUUAUCUUUGCAGUAUUCAGUCAGUCAGUCAGUCUCUAUUGGACCAUAAAUCCUAUGGUUACAUUCCUCCAUUGUGUGCUAAAGUUUGUUUGAUUUCAUGUGUUUGUAUCUGGUCUGGUCAGUCUUGUUAUAUAUCUACAUACCUAUCUAUCUAAUAAUAUGUGCAGCUUCCCCAGUUA